AUGAAGAUUGUUGCUUGCAUCGUGACUAUUCUGCUCACUUACAACUUCACACCUGCCUGUGGAGAAGUGCUCAAAGAGGAAGUUGAGUCAGCCCGUACCAAAAGAUGUAUCGGUAUGGUGUGUUUUGUCAUUGGAGGCACCUCAAGUAGUGGAGCCGCCUAUAGCAGUGGCUACACUGCAGCUGCUCCGGCUGCGGCGGCGACUUACGCUGCACCAGCGGCAGCUACAUCUUAUGUUGCUCCUGCUGUUUCUACAAGCUACAGUUACGCAGCUCCAGCUGCUGCAUCUUACGCUGCUCCUGCAGUGAGUACAAGCUAUGCUGCUCCAUCAGUCUCUUAUGCUGCUCCCGCCGUUUCCGUGUCGUACUCCGCUCCGGCUGUGUCUUAUGCAGCCCCUACAGCGACGUCUUAUGCUGCUCCUGCCAUUUCGACCAGUUACGCCGCACCAGCCGUGUCUUAUGCAGCUCCUGCGGCUACUUCUUAUGCUGCUCCUGCGGUCUCAACUAGCUAUGCUGCACCAGCCACCACCAGCUACACCGCCCCCGCUGUGUCUGUUAGCUAUGUAGCCGCUCCAGCCGCCACCAGCUCUGUAUCUUACAGCACCUCGUCUGCACAGUGCUGUUGCGUGUCGUGCUGCAUAAUCAGCUACGUCUGCUGCUGCUAA
Molecule: messenger RNA, 663 nt
Organism: Cylicostephanus goldi
Lineage: Eukaryota; Metazoa; Nematoda; Chromadorea; Rhabditida; Strongylidae
Source: the annotation of a GenBank genome assembly